AUGAGUUGUGUCGACCUCUCUAAAGCAACCAAUUGGCUCCACCAAAUUAAUUUGAUUCCUACUCUACAAGUUUUGCUUUUGAGGGAUGCAAGUCUCCCACGUGUUCCACAUUCUUUACCCACAUUUAACCUGACAUCCCUCACCAUACUCGAUCUCAGUGGGUAUGAAUGGGGCAUUAGUGCUUCAAUGUUGAGGUGGUUGUCUAAUGCCAGUAAUCUCGAACACCUCGAUCUAUCUAGAUGCUCGAGGGUGUUUGACUUCGAGGGGCUAGCAGUUGCUUUGGGAGCUCUACAUAAUUUGAGGAAGUUAGUUUUGUUUGGAAAUAAAAUAGCAGGAGAAAUUUCUACAAUUCUGAAGAAUGUUAGCAGAAUGUUGCAAUAUUUAGAUUUGCGAUGGAAUUCAUUGUUAUCUGGAGAAAUUUCAACAAUUCUGUCCAUCCUUCCGCGCCGACUGGAGUUCUUAGCAUUACACGAUAAUAACAUCUAUGGGAGAAUCCCAGAGAUGUUAGGGGAUUUCACAAGCUUGAGACACUUGAGUAUGUCCUACACUCAAAUAACUGGAGAUAUUCCGAGAACAAUAGGGAAACUUAUCCAUUUGGAGUAUCUUGAUUUGUCUAAAAAUCAUAUAACAGGAGAGAUGCCGGUGAAUGUAGGAAACCUUACAAAUUUGGUAUUUCUAUAUUUGUACGAAAAUAAUAUCACAGGAUCAAUACCAGAGGGUGUUAGCAAUUUUGUUUCCUUGGAGGAAUUAGAUUUGUCAGAAAAUAACAUUACUGGAGAAAUACCAAAAGCAUUGGGGAAUCUUCAAAAUUUAGUGAAAUUAGAUUUGCAUGCCAACGCUAUCAAUGGGCAAAUACCAGAUACUAUUGGUAGAAUUUCCACCUUAAAGUAUCUAGAUGUAUCAAAGAACCAUUUAACAGGAGAAAUACCAAAAAUGAUUGCUAGAAUUUCCACCUUGCAACAUUUGGAUGUAUCAGAAAACCACUUAACAGGAGAGAUGCCACUGAACCUAGGAAACCUUACAAAUUUGGUAGUUCUAUAUUUGAGAGGAAACAAUAUCACAGGGCCAAUACCAGAGAGUGUAGGUAAUUUGGUUUCCUUGGAGGAAUUGGAUUUGUCUAGAAAUAAGAUUACCGGAGAAAUACCAAAAAGUUUAGGGAGUCUUCAAAAUAUGUUAAGAUUAAAUUUACACGCCAACUUUCUCAUUGGGCAAAUACCAACAACGAUUGGUAGAAUUUCCAACUUGAAUUAUUUGGAUGUAUCAGAGAACCACUUAACAGGAAAAAUACCAAAAACAAUUGAAUUUCCAACUUGUUUCAAUUAG
Molecule: messenger RNA, 1323 nt
Organism: Zingiber officinale
Lineage: Eukaryota; Viridiplantae; Streptophyta; Magnoliopsida; Zingiberales; Zingiberaceae
Product: LRR receptor-like serine/threonine-protein kinase ERECTA
Exons: 2
Coding region: 1-1323 (440 amino acids)
Molecular function (GO): protein binding
Source: RefSeq, a predicted model, not a curated record